AUGAGGAAGGUGAGGCUCCAGCUGGCCGGGGUUCGCCCCCAGCCGAUCCGGCGCAACCCCGAGGCUUUUACGAAUUCCCGAAUUCCUCCGACUUGGGGUGGCUUAAAAACGUACCAGGACUUCGGUCUUCAUGGAGGUUCGCGGAGGCUCACAGAUCGGGGGCAGUGCCUCUGGGAAGCUACCGUCUGCGGUUCCCGAGAGAAGGGGUCCGCGGGGGAGACGGAAAGCGGGGGAGCCAGACCUCGAGGGGCCGGGGGAGCUCUGCUGCCUGCUGUGCGCUGGGGGUGCCCGCCCGCGUCACCCCGAGAGGACACCCGCCCGCGUCACCCCGUGAGGACACCCGCCCGCGUCACCCCGAGAAGACACCCGCCCGCGUCACCCCGUGAGGACACCCGCCCGCGUCACCCCGAGAAGACACCCGCCCGCGUCACCCCGAGAGGACGCCCGCCCGCGUCACCCCGUGAGGACACCCGCCCGCGUCACCCCGAGAGGACGCCCGCCCGCGUCACCCCCGAGAGGACGCCCGCCCACGUCACCCCCGAGAGGACACCCGCCCGCGUCACCCCGAGAGGACGCCCGCCCGCGUCACCCCCGAGAGGACGCCCGCCCGCGUCACCCCCGAGAGGACGCCCGCCCGCGUCACCCCCGAGAGGACGCCCGCCCACGUCACCCCCGAGAGGACACCCGCCCGCGUCACCCCAUGAGGACGCCCGCCCGCGUCACCCCAUGAGGACGCCCGCCCGCGUCACCCCCGAGAGGACGCCCGCCCGCGUCACCCCGAGAGGACACCCGCCCGCGUCACCCCGUGAGGACGCCCUCCCGCGUCACCCCGAGAGGACGCCCGCCCGCGUCACCCCGAGAGGACGCCCGCCCGCGUCACCCCGUGAGGACACCCGCCCGCGUCACCCCGUGAGGACGCCCUCCCGCGUCACCCCGAGAGGACGCCCGCCCGCGUCACCCCAUGAGGACGCCCGCCCGCGUCACCCCCGAGAGGACACCCGCCCGCGUCACCCCGUGAGGACGCCCGCCCGCGUCACCCCGUGA
Nyctereutes procyonoides (raccoon dog) is the source of this 1044-nucleotide messenger RNA. RefSeq lists its product as uncharacterized. Bases 1 to 1044 code for a protein of 347 amino acids. NCBI's taxonomy places the organism in Eukaryota, Metazoa, Chordata, Mammalia, Carnivora, Canidae. The record is from RefSeq and is a predicted model, not a curated record. The transcript has 2 exons.